This is a messenger RNA of Sinocyclocheilus grahami, 1957 nucleotides long. Its product is annotated as adenosylhomocysteinase B. NCBI's taxonomy places the organism in Eukaryota, Metazoa, Chordata, Actinopteri, Cypriniformes, Cyprinidae. The coding region runs from base 114 to 1415 and encodes 433 amino acids. The record is from RefSeq and is a predicted model, not a curated record. Gene Ontology annotation, molecular function: adenosylhomocysteinase activity. Gene Ontology annotation, biological process: L-methionine cycle. The transcript is spliced from 10 exons. Gene Ontology annotation, cellular component: cytosol.
UCACGCUUAUAUUCAAGUUCACAUAAGAAGUUACCUCCUUCUGCACUCUCUCGGGUCCACAGCAGGGCUCAAGACCAACCCAUAGCAGGCUUACCUAACGACAGCACAUCAAAAUGUCAGAGAAGCUUCCAUUCAAAGUUGCUGACAUCAGCCUGGCUGAGUGGGGACGUAAAGCCAUCGACAUAGCCGAGAAUGAGAUGCCGGGUCUGAUGAAGAUGAGGGAGCUCUAUGGCCAGACCAAACCCCUGAAGGGCUCUCGCAUCGCAGGCUGCCUGCACAUGACUCUACAGACCGCUGUGCUCAUUGAAACCCUGACCGCCCUCGGAGCUGAGGUCCAGUGGUCCAGCUGUAACAUCUUCUCUACGCAGGAUCACGCAGCAGCAGCCAUUGCUAAAUCUGGCGUUCCAGUGUUUGCCUGGAAGGGAGAGACCGAUGAAGAGUAUGUGUGGUGCAUAGAGCAGACCAUCUACUUCAAGGAUGGUCAGCCUCUCAACAUGAUCCUGGACGACGGUGGAGACCUGACCAAUUUGGUGCACACGAAAUACCCCAAACUGCUUGCAGGAAUCAAGGGCAUCUCUGAGGAGACCACCACAGGAGUUCACAACCUCUACAAGAUGUUGAAGAAAGGGGAACUGAAAGUUCCUGCCAUCAAUGUCAACGACUCCGUUACCAAGAGUAAGUUUGACAACCUGUACGGCUGCCGUGAGUCUUUGAUUGACGGCAUCAAGCGUGCCACAGAUGUGAUGAUUGCCGGUAAGGUGGCAGUGGUAGCCGGGUACGGUGACGUCGGUAAGGGCUGCGUUCAAGCCCUGCGAGGGUUCGGUGCCAGAGUCAUCGUCACUGAGAUCGAUCCCAUCAAUGCUCUGCAGGCGGCUAUGGAGGGCUAUGAGGUGACCACCAUGGAUGAGGCCUGCAAAGAAGGAAACAUCUUUGUGACCACCACUGGCUGUGAGGACAUUAUCUUUGGCAGACACUUUGAGCAGAUGAAGGAUGAUGCUAUUGUCUGCAACAUUGGCCACUUUGACUGUGAGAUUGACAUGAAGUGGCUCAAUGAACAUGCAGCGAAGAAAAUCAACAUCAAACCUCAGGUUGACCGUUUUCGCAUGAAAAAUGGCCGCCACAUCAUCGUUUUGGCUGAGGGGCGUCUGGUCAACCUGGGCUGUGCCAUGGGCCAUCCGAGCUUUGUGAUGAGCAACUCAUUCACCAACCAGGUCCUUGCCCAGAUUGAGCUGUGGACCAACACCAGCAAAUACCCACUGGGUGUUUACUUCCUGCCAAAGAAGCUGGAUGAGGAGGUGGCUGCCGCACACUUGGACAAGCUUGGCGUCAAACUGACUAAACUGACAGAGAAGCAAGCCAAAUAUUUGGGUCUGCCCUGUGACGGUCCCUUCAAAGCGGACCACUACCGCUACUAAGUAGCUUUGACCAAUCGCAGCUUCAGCUGUGGAUGAGGACGGACUACACUAUCAUUAGCAGCUGUGCCAGUUACCUUUACGGCCAUAAUAGUGCUUAAUCGUGUCUCACUCUCAUCACGAGUGCCUGCGAGCUCUCCCCAACACCUUUUUGCAUUGAUAUCGAGUGCAACGCUAACUUGUGAACACAUUGUCACUUGCUCGUUUGCAUUCCCUGUUUUAUUAUACGGUUAUGUUAAAACACAAUUCUUCCAUUUAGGUCAGUUAUUUGAUGCCCCUCAAUAAAUGAACAUGCUGGGACGGUUUGGUUCUUCCAUGUCUUACUUUGAAGUGAUUCCAGUUUGUUAGGUAACUAUUAAUAGAGCGAGGCUUGCCCGCUUAGGCCAUGCAUACUUUUGUAAACCCAUCAAAGUAAUGACACUAUGGAAAAAAGUAUCAUUUCUCUGUUAGCAGGCUGUGAGUUUGAGUGGGUCUGGGUAGCUUGUCCUGUUUUAUUACAUCCACUCGUGAAGACCUGAUGAAAUAAAUGUGGUGUUUGACUGUAA